AUCUCACAGGAUCUCAGCAGGGCAACUGUUAACUCUGGGUGGUUAUUCUUCCUUGAGAUCACUCUGAUGUCACAAGUGUAAUUUGAGCUGGGAGCUUUGUUCACACUUUAAAUAGCAGUCCCAGAAUGAUCCUGCCACUGACUCUCUGCAGCGCCUGGGAGCUGAGUUCCUGAAGAUCUCACAACAUCGAUGAAAGCAAAGCGAAGCCACCAAGCCAUCACCAUGUCCACGUCGCUGCGAGUGAGCCCAUCCAUCCACGGCUACCACUUCGACACAGCCUCUCGGAAGAAAGCCGUGGGCAAUAUCUUUGAAAACAUAGACCAAGAAUCAUUACAGAGGCUCUUCAAAAACUCUGGAGACAAGAAAGCUGAGGAGAGAGCAAAGAUCAUAUUUGCUAUAGACCAAGAUUUGGAGGAGAAAACCCGAGCCCUGAUGGCCUUGAAGAAGAGGACGAAAGACAAACUUCUUCAGUUUCUGAAGCUGCGGAAAUAUUCCCUCAAGGUCCACUGAGUGGGACAGAAUGGAUAAGGAUCUUAUCCACCACUGGACGUUUCUAGAAUAAGUGAGUUUGCAAGACCUGAACCAGGGCAGCAUCUUGCUGCUGUCUUGCAAGUUUCUCCAUCCAGACUCAGAGGUUGGAAAGGAACACAGCAGAGUGCCUUCACACUCCAACCAAUUUCAUGGCUGGUGCUGUUGCUCAGAGGAGGAAAUGCUUCAGCAAGCACUGAAAACUUUCUUUUCAGUGCAGGAAAAAACUGUCACUGGUAGAAGAGUCUGGACAGGUGCAGCGAGAACAGGACACAGCAGAUGGCUGGAAAGACAGCAGGCACCAGAGUCACUUGCUGGGCCAAAGGACUUGACUUAAAUUUCCACGGAUCUCACUCCUCCAUUCUCUCUUCCCUCUCUCUUUCGCCUCUCUCCCCUCUUUCUCUCACUCUCUAUCAAACUGGGCAGAGAGAGGGAGGAUAGACAGAGAAUACCUAGCACAUAUUGUUUACUGAAAUUUUUUAUCCAAAUUUUCAAAAUGUUGUCAAGCUGUUAAUGUUGUUUGUUGGCAUUGACUCUUAGAAAUCAGUAAUUAUUUAUUUGCAUUUAUGACAGUGCUUGAGAAAACGGACUGCACAGUGUAAAGUACAUGUUAAAGGAGUUGUGAUGUCUUUUGCAGCUCGGUAAAACCUAUGCCACCUUCUGGCCUGUUUGUAAAGGGCUUUUAUACAUUUCAAACUUGCACAAAAGUUAAAAUAUAAUGGGGUCAUUCAUAAAUCCAAAGUACUGUGAACAUUUUUGUAAUUAUUUUUUAUCAUCUGACUAAUGCUAAAAUAUAACCUAGUUAAAUUUGUUAGUUUCUUCAAUAAGCAUUAGGAAAUGAAUAUGAUAUAUUACUUUAUAAAGAUGCUAUGGUUUCUAUAAUUUAUUAUACAUGGCUAGUGAUAUGCAAUUCUAAUAAAUUAUUAUAAGAUUAGCUGCUACUGGUCUGUAAUGUUUGGGCUCAGAGGAAAAAGUAAGAUGGUAACUUUUGGUUAUUAUAAACUUUUCUGCAGGUUCAACUCUAAAAAUAAAUGGUGCUUUUGGAGUA
Molecule: messenger RNA, 1576 nt
Organism: Dipodomys ordii (Ord's kangaroo rat)
Lineage: Eukaryota; Metazoa; Chordata; Mammalia; Rodentia; Heteromyidae
Gene: Tcim
Product: chromosome unknown open reading frame, human C8orf4
Exons: 1
Coding region: 190-510 (106 amino acids)
Biological process (GO): negative regulation of Notch signaling pathway; endothelial cell activation involved in immune response
Cellular component (GO): cytosol; nucleus
Molecular function (GO): Notch binding
Source: RefSeq, a predicted model, not a curated record